AUCCAUUGUCCAUCAAGUUCCUUGUUGACAGUGGCCUCCUCAGCUCCUCUCCCCCAGCCCUAUCUAACAAAGCCGCCUCUGUUUCAUUCCUCCGCCUGUCAUUUUAGCUACAGAAAUCACCUAAGAAGACAAGCCCAGAACACCCUUCCUACUCGGGGACCCCUACCUCUUGGCUUCUUCUAUAUCUUCAUACAUAAAUCUAUACUUUCACCAAUUAUGCACAUUCGCCAUCUUUUGAUGAUUGAUAUGUAAUACCCAUCUUGUAUUUUGGAUAAACCACUAGCCCUUCAAAUUUCUCUCAUAAUAAUUUCACCAGUCUGGAGAGACUGGAAGUCUUGGGAAUUGGUUGAGCAGUAAAGGAUUUUGUUCAUCUUUUUCAUUAUGGAAGGAGAAACAUCAUGGGUCAGUCAUUGCUUUGAUGACAUUGCAAGAGAUACUAUUGAGUUUGAUUCAUCCUCAGAACUUAAUGAUGAAAGCAAUAGAGCCAUUACCCCAGUUCUUGUUGAUUUAAUAUUGCCUGAUGAUCUGUUGGAACGGAUUCUUGCCUGCCUGCCCAUUGCCAGCAUUUUUAGGGCAGGUUGUGUCUGUAAAAGAUGGCAUGAGAUAGUGAAUUCAAAGCGAUUUCUAUGGAAUUUCUCACAGAUCCCACCACAAAAACCUUGGUAUUUUAUGUUCACAAGCUCAGAUGAGCCAAUUGGUUAUGCCUAUGAUUCCAUCCUUAGAAAGUGGUACAAUUUUGAACUCCCAUGUAUUGAAACCUCCAAUUGCUUCAUUGCUUCAUCUUGUGGAUUAGUUUGCUUUAUGGACAACGAUAGUAGAAGCCAGCUCUGUGUUUGCAACCCUAUAACCAAAUGCUCCAAGAAGCUUGAGGAGCCUCCAGGUCUUAAGUUUUCUGACUACAGCGCAUUGGCAAUCUCAGUUGAGAGGAAACCUCGCAGACACACUGUGACUUACAGUGUCACAAUUGUCAAGUCUAAACAAGUUCCAGGGAACUUCUUUCAGUGGGAUCUCUCCAUCCACAUAUAUGACUCAGAAACAAUGAUGUGGGUAACCCCAUUCACGGAGACGUUAGAAGGGUGGAGAGGCGGGGAUGAGAGCGUAAUAUGUGAUGGUGUUUUGUACUUCUUGAUCUACUCUACUGGAGGUGGUCCUCCAUACAAUCGUCAUGGCUUAGUCACUUAUAAUCUCAUGAGCAGAUCAACCCAUGGUUUACUAAUGAGGAGUUUCAUUCCAGUGCCAUGUUCCCUUACUUGUGGUCGCUUGAUGAACCUCAAGGAGAGGUUAAUAAUGGUGGGAGGGAUUGGGAAACCAGACCGGCCUGAUAUUAUAAAAGGGAUUGGGAUAUGGGCUCUGAAUGGGAAGGAGUGGCAAGAGAUUGCACGUAUGCCACACAAGUACUUCCAAGGCUUUGGUGAGUUUGAUGAUGUUUUUGCUAGCAGUGGCAGUGAUGAGCUGCUAUAUAUCCAGAGUUACGGAGCCCCAGCUCUUCUUGUUUUCGAUGUGAACCAGAAACAUUGGAGGUGGUCAGUGAAAUGCCCUGUGUCGAAGAGGUUUCCUCUUCAGCUCUUUACUGGCUUCUGCUUUGAACCAAGGCUUGAAGUCAUGCCCUUACUUGAUGAUGUGAUGGACUGAGCCCUGAGGUGUUUCCUAAUGUCUUUGAUUUUGCAAUCUGUUACCCUCCUUGUUGCCCUUUUUUUUAUAUUUUUAUCCAAGGAGUUUUGGAAAGGUUUACAUAUGUGGUCUGUACCAGGGGGGAUGACUGUCUAUUUAUGAAAAUGGGAAUCUGAUUAUUAUUAUUAUUA
Molecule: messenger RNA, 1802 nt
Organism: Ipomoea triloba (trilobed morning glory)
Lineage: Eukaryota; Viridiplantae; Streptophyta; Magnoliopsida; Solanales; Convolvulaceae
Product: F-box/kelch-repeat protein At3g61590-like
Exons: 2
Coding region: 382-1632 (416 amino acids)
Molecular function (GO): protein binding
Source: RefSeq, a predicted model, not a curated record